Messenger RNA from Pocillopora verrucosa, 1336 nucleotides. NCBI's taxonomy places the organism in Eukaryota, Metazoa, Cnidaria, Anthozoa, Scleractinia, Pocilloporidae. The record is from RefSeq and is a predicted model, not a curated record.
GCGGUUGAUGCUAGGCGCUUUGUAACCGCCUUACAUCCGAUUUCGGAUGCGCGGGCUCAAUAACGUUUUCAACGUCUCUCAAAAAAGUGCGCCGAAUAACAGAUUGUCGUUGCCUUGUUUCGAUCUCAUACGAGGAAGGAGAUUUCAGCGGCCAAUACUGCUUUCUGCUCCAAGGUUAACUUGUACGUUAGGAGGGCGUUCAAAUCUGGGUUCAUAUAGAGUGAUUCAAUGGGAAUAUUCGGAGUGUCAGUUUCACAAACAUCUACAGUUCUUGGAAGAUUAGCUGGUGAUUGCUGGUUGUGUUCUAAACUUGAUUUAAAACACAUCUUUUUGCCUUUGUCAACAAUGGUGGUUGCAAUAAUUUGCUACACGAGCCUCAUUCUUGCAAGAACACAUCAGUUUGUUACAAGAAAACAAUUUUAUAUAUCGACUGGCACAAUAUUUCACCUUUCGUAUACAUUGACGAAUUCUUUCACAACAGGGCAGUGCUUGACGUGUUACCAGUGCAUGAGUGCCAAGAGUUGGGGCCACUGUGGAAGUGAAGCGAAGAAACAAACCUGUUCGCUAGGAUGGAGUGCAUGUGCCAAGUAUCAACAUAAACUUAACCUUUGGGGAGGAACGUUAUAUGCCAAGGGUUGUAUUGAAACCGAACAAUGGUGCAAAGAUGCUGUCGACCGAAUGAAGUGCGGCGAUUCGUCCCAAAACUUGUGUUCUGUCCACUGCUGCCGCGGAGAUCACUGUAAUAGAGGAACACUGCCAACGGCCAGCACCAUCACGUUUCUGGCGUGCGCAUUUGUUGCCUUUAUAAGUUCAUUUAGUUCGUUGAUUAAGGAACUGCUUUUCUAGACAGACCAAGUCAUAAUCUACUGUUUUGCAGCUUUUACAAAGUAUGAAUUUUUUUUCUAAUUAAGUUAGAUUUGUUUCACAUGCUUUUAUCUUAUAUUUCGGAAGUUUUCGCCUCGAUUAAUAGGAGUUAAUUGUAUUAUUAUUUCAGUUUACGGUCGUUUUUAGCCACUUGGUUGUUUUAGCUACAUGGUCGUCUUAAUAUCGUGGUCGUUUUAGUAUUCUGGGCCCAGUUCUUCGAAGGCCGAUUAGCGCUAACCCACUGUUAAAUUUUAAUCUAGGUUUCUAUACUUCUCUGUUCAAAAGCUGUUUGAGGACAAUUUUCUUCAUUUAUUUUUAGAGCAUUCAAUCAACAAAUUGAGGACAAAGAGAUUUAAGCUGAAUUUUUUUUUUCAAGCUUUCAGAUCUUAAAUAAAAUUUUACACUAACCCUGGGUUAUCUUAGCCCAGCUUUGAACAACCCGGCCUUGGUUUUCAACGACAAUAAAUCUCUG